This is a messenger RNA of Capsella rubella, 1194 nucleotides long. Its product is annotated as glucuronoxylan 4-O-methyltransferase 3. Lineage: Eukaryota; Viridiplantae; Streptophyta; Magnoliopsida; Brassicales; Brassicaceae. Gene Ontology annotation, biological process: xylan biosynthetic process. The coding region runs from base 159 to 1046 and encodes 295 amino acids. The record is from RefSeq and is a predicted model, not a curated record. The transcript has 2 exons.
AUUUGGUACACAACAGCAAUCAAACCAAACACACAUGGACAACGCUUGAAAGAAAAAUUAAAAUCUUUUGUCUCUUUGUCCCCUAAAGUACACAGAAACCCUUCGGAUGCAGUAGCGUUCGUCUCUCAGUCUUGAGCACAAUCUCUCUGCAUCCCCCAAUGACGACUAAUCUCUCGUUUCCGAUUACCCUGAAACACAUACUCUCUAGCUUGGCAACUCUUGUCCUAAUCACUCUCUACUUCAUCACCAGAACCGGUUUCUCACCGUCUUCUUCUUCUAUUCAGCCUCCGGACAACAACACUCUCCGGAUCUCCAAUUCCUCCACCGUACAGAGCCAAGAAUCCGCAAAGUGUAGUAAGAUUCCUCCUUCGCUUGCUGACGCUCUGAUCCACUAUGCCUCCUCCAAUGUCACUCCCCAGCAAACGCACUCCGAAAUCUCCGUCACUAAGAAGGUCUUAGUGAAGAAGUCGCCGUGCAACUUUCUCGUGUUUGGUCUUGGUCACGACAGCUUCAUGUGGUCGACGUUAAACUACGGAGGAAGAACCAUUUUCUUAGAAGAGAACGAGUCAUGGAUCCGUCAAAUCGCCGAGAAAUUCCCGUCUCUGGAAUCGUACCACGUCCAAUACAAUACCAAGGUAAGAGACGCGGCUGCUCUGAUGGCAGUGGCGAAAGAAAGAGAGGAGUGUCGUAGCGUGUCGACUGAUCUUAGGGUUUCCGCGUGCGAGCUCGCGUUGAAAGGCUUACCGGAGGUGGUUUACGAGACAGAGUGGGAUUUAAUCAUGGUGGAUGCUCCGACGGGGUUUCAUGAAGAAGCUCCGGGGAGGAUGACGGCGCUUUAUACGGCGGGGAUGAUCGCGAGGAGAAGGAAGGAUGGAGGAGAGACGACGGAUGUGUUUGUGCACGAUGUCGAUAGGAAAGUGGAGGACGAGUUCUCAAUGGCGUUUCUAUGUAGAGAUUACAUGACAGAGCAAGAGGGUCGGCUCCGCCAUUUCACGGUGCCUAGUCACCGGAACUAUGGUAUCUCCGGCGGUAAAUUAUGUCCUUAAACUCUAAUCCGCAGGUAAAAUACAAUUAUAUUGGUAAGAGUAUCCGGAACUCCAUAGGCGUCAGAGAUUAGUAUGAGUUCAGAGCUUUAAAUGCUGUAAUAUAAAAAAACUAUUCUAUAUUUUUUUAAAUAUAAUUUCAUAUUUGAUA